Messenger RNA from Trichomycterus rosablanca, 8767 nucleotides. It is a transcript of the gene dcc, whose product is annotated as DCC netrin 1 receptor. Gene Ontology annotation, molecular function: protein binding. The transcript has 31 exons. Lineage: Eukaryota; Metazoa; Chordata; Actinopteri; Siluriformes; Trichomycteridae. Bases 1 to 5541 code for a protein of 1846 amino acids. Gene Ontology annotation, biological process: cell-cell adhesion; neuron migration; axon guidance. The record is from RefSeq and is a predicted model, not a curated record. Gene Ontology annotation, cellular component: axonal growth cone; cell surface; plasma membrane.
AUGUGCAAGGAGGAGCAGCAUUGGGGUCAGCUCACCACCAUCCAGGAAAAACUCACCACCAUCCAGGAAAAUCUCACCACCAUCCAGGAAAGAAAAUCUCACCACCAUCCAGAAAAACUCACCACCAUCCAGGAAAAUCUCACCACCAUCCAGAAAAACUCACCACCAUCCAGGAAAAUCUCACCACCAUCCAGGAAAGAAAAUCUCACCACCAUCCAGAAAAACUCACCACCAUCCAGGAAAAUCUCACCACCAUCCAGGAAAAUCUCACCACCAUCCAGGAAAGAAAAUCUCACCACCAUCCAGGAAAGAAAAUCUCACCACCAUCCAGAAAAACUCACCACCAUCCAGGAAAAUCUCACCACCAUCCAGGAAAGAAAAUCUCACCACCAUCCAGGAAAAUCUCACCACCAUCCAGGAAAGAAAAUCUCACCACCAUCCAGAAAAAUCUCACCACCAUCCAGGAAAAUCUCACCACCAUCCAGGAAAAUCUCACCACCAUCCAGGAAAGAAAAUCUCACCACCAUCCAGGAAAAUCUCACCACCAUCCAGGAAAGAAAAUCUCACCACCAUCCAGAAAAAUCUCACCACCAUCCAGGAAAAUCUCACCACCAUCCAGGAAAAUCUCACCACCAUCCAGAAAAAACUCCCACCAUCCAGGAAAAUCUCACCACCAUCCAGGAAAGAAAAUCUCACCACCAUCCAGGAAAAUCUCACCACCAUCCAGAAAAAACUCCCACCAUCCAGGAAAAUCUCACUACCAUCCAGGAAAGAAAAUCUCACCACCAUCCAGGAAAAUCUCCCACCAUCCAGGAAAAUCUCCCACCAUCCAGGAAAAUCUCACCACCAUCCAGGAAAAACUCACCACCAUCCAGGAAAAUCUCACCACCAUCCAGGAAAAACUCACCACCAUCCAAAACUCACCACCGUCCAGGAAAAACUCACCACCGUCCAGGAAAAACUCACCACCAUCCAGAAAAACUCACCACCAUCCAGGAAAAUCUCACCACCAUCCAGGAAAAACUCACCACCAUCCAGGAAAAAUUCACCACCAUCCAGGAAAAUCUCACCACCAUCCAGGAAAAUCUCACCACCAUCCAGGAAAAAUUCACCACCAUCCAGGAAAAUCUCACCACCAUCCAGGAAAACCUCAGCGCUCGAGAUGAGACGCCCGACUAUCAGAGCAUCGUUAUCAUAAAACACUUCAAGCGGAUGAGCAGCCAGGCUAAACGAGAGGGACAGAGCGAGCGAGCUUCACUCCCGCGUGGUGACGGCGACCCCGGGGCGGACAGUUCUCCGAGCCCCCGUGGUUUUGUGGAGCUGCGUUUCGUGUUGGAGCCCCAGGACGCGGUGACGGUACGAGGUGGCGUGUUACAGCUGGACUGCCAGGCGCGAUCCGACCACGGCCUUCCAUCCAUCUCGUGGAAGAAGGACGGCGUGCUGUUGAGCUCAGUGGUGGACGAGCGGCGACAGCAGCUGGCCAACGGUUCACUGCUGGUACAGAACGUGGUGCACUCGCGCCACCACAGACCAGAUGAAGGAGCCUACCAGUGCCUGGCCACGCUGGAGGGCGUGGGGGCCAUCAUCAGCCGCACAGCCAAGGUCACAGUCGCAGGUCCUCUGCGAGUGGUGGUGCCCACCGAGUCUGUUUCAUCAUACAUGGGCGACACGGCGCUGCUGCGCUGUGAGGUGACGGGUGAGCCCAUGCCUGCGGUGAGGUGGCAGAAGAACCGUGAGGAGCUGCCCCUGACGAUCGACCCGGACAGCAGGGUGGUGGUGCUGCCCUCUGGCUCUCUGCAGGUCAGCAAGGUGCAGCCACCUGAUGCUGCCACUUACCGCUGCCUGGCGGAAAACCCGGGCAGCUCCCGAACCGGGACUGACGCCGACCUGCGGGUCUUACCAGAGCCCGGAGUUGUGAGGAACCUGGUGUUUCUUCAAAGGCCUGUAAGGGUCACGACUCUACAGGGGAGAGACACGGUGCUGGAAUGUUCGGCCUCUGGCUACCCGACCCCUUCUUUCUACUGGAUGAGAGGGAACGAGAUGAUCCAGAUCAGAUCUAGAAAGUACUCGUUGCUUGGCGGCAGCAACCUGCUAAUCAGUAGCGUGACGGACGACGAUUCGGGCACGUACAGCUGCGUAGCGCACAACAGGAACGAGAACAUUACCGCCUCCUGUGAGCUCUCCGUGCUGGUGCCGCCCCAGUUCUUAAACUAUCCAUCCAACACUUACGCCUACGAGAGCACGGACAUCGAGAUGGAGUGUGCCGUGACAGGCAACCCUCAGCCCACCAUCCGCUGGAUGAAGAACGGAGAGGUGGUCAUCCCCAGUGAUUACUUCCAGGUCGUGGACGGUGGUAACCUGCAGAUUUUGGGGCUGGUGCGAUCAGACGAGGGAUUCUACCAGUGUGUGGCGGAGAAUGAAGCAGGAAACGCCCUCGCCAUGGCGCAGCUCAUUCUGCUCGAGCAAGUUGUCCCGAGCCCAGCCGUCCUCCCCUCCUCCCCCCGGGACGUGACCCCCGUCCUCGUCUCCAGCCGCUUCGUGCGCCUCUCCUGGCGCCCCCCGGAGGAAGCCCGCGGCACCGUGCUUACCUACGGAGUCUUUUACUCGCAGGAGGGCGUCAACAGAGAACGCUCGGUGAAUGUGACAGAGCCGGAGAGUCUGCAGCUGACGGUGAACAACCUGAAGCCCGAGGCGGUGUACACCUUCAGGGUUAUCGCCUACAAUGAGCAGGGGCCGGGAGAGAGCUCCAAGCUAAUCCGCCUUUCCACACAGCCUGAGCUGCAGGUUCCAGGUCCGGUGGAGAACCUCCAGGUCGAGGCCAUGUCCCCAACCUCCAUCCAGGCCUCGUGGGAUCCUCCAGCAUACUCCAACGGCCCCAUUCAAGGCUACCGACUACUCUGGACCGAGACCUCCACCGGCAAAGAGCAGAGUUUGGAGGUGCUCAGCCUGAGCUACAGAAUGGAAGGACUGAAGAAAUUUACUGAGUACUCUUUACGGGUGCUGGCACUGAACCGUCACGGACCGGGCAUCGCCACAGAGGAUGUGCUCGUUACGACCCUCUCAGACGUUCCGAGUGCUCCUCCUCAGAACAUCUCUCUGGAAGUGAUCUACUCACGGAGUAUCAAGGUGAGCUGGCAGCCUCCCCCGGUCAGCGCACAAAACGGCUUCAUCACCGGCUACAAGAUCCGCUACCGCAAAACAGGCCGGCGCGGAGAGCAGGAGGCCAUCGAACCCAACAACCUCUGGUAUCUGUUUACAGGACUGGAAAAAGGCAGCCAGUACAGCUUCCAAGUGGCAGCCAUGACGGUCAAUGGCACGGGCCCUAACAGCGAAUGGUACAAUGCUGAGACUCCAGAGAACGACCUUGAUGAAACCCAGGUCCCGAACCAGCCAAGCUCCCUGCAUGUCCGCCCUCUUCCCAACAGCAUCAUAAUGAGCUGGACGCCCCCAUUAAAUCCCAACAUUUUAGUACGAGGAUACAUCAUCGGAUACGGUGUCGGGAGUCCCUAUGCUGAGACGGUGCGCGUGGACAGCAAGCAGCGCUACUACUCCAUUGAGAACCUAGAGCCCAGUUCUCAUUACGUGAUCUCUCUAAAAGCCUUCAAUAACGCAGGAGAGGGCGUGCCGCUGUACGAGAGUGCCGUCACCAGAUCCAUGUCAGAUCCCAUCGACUCAUCAGACGAUGAUUUGUUCCAUCUGUUUGAUAAUUUUCCCACCCCCAUCCCAGAUACCUCCACUCCCAUGAUCCCCCCUGUAGGAGUGCAGGCUGUGGCCCUUUCCUCAGACUCGGUGAGAGUGAGCUGGGCUGAUAACUCCAUCAGCAAGAACCAGAAGAGCAGCGAGACCCGAUACUACUCCGUCAAGUGGAGGGGCAGCCACUCCACCAGCACCAAGUAUAAGUCUGCAGACACCACAGUGCUGAGUCACACCGUUAGCGGUUUGAAGCCCAACAUCAUGUACGAGUUUGCUGUCAUGGUAACCAAAGGACGCAAGUCCAGCACGUGGAGCAUGACUGCACACGCCACCACCUACGAAGCAGCGCCCAGCUCCGCCCCGAAGGACCUGACGGUGAUCGGCCGAGAGGGUCGACCCAGAUCGAUUCUCAUCAGUUGGCAGCCACCACUUGAGGCUAACGGCAAGAUUACGGGUUAUAUAGUUUACUACACGCUGGAUAAGAACAUGCCCAUCGACGACUGGGUGAUGGAGCCCAUCACCGGAGACAGACUGACCCACCAGGUGAUGGAUCUGAACCUGGAUACUGUUUACUACUUCCGCAUUCAGGCCAAGAACGCCAAGGGAGUUGGGCCGCUCUCAGAGCCCAUCCAGUACAGGACCUCUAAAGUUGAACAUCCAGACAAGAUGGCCAACGACCAAGGUCGUCAUGGAGACAGCAGCUACUGGCCCUCGGACAAUAACCUGAUUGACAGGAGCAGUAUGAACGAGCCGCCCAUCGGUCAGAUGCGUCCACCGCACGGCAGCGUGACCCCUCAGAAGAACAGCAACCUGCUGGUGAUCAUCGUGGUGUCCGUUGGCGCGGUCACCAUCGUGGUGGUGGUCAUCGUGGCCCUCAUCUGUACACGUCGUUCCUCCGCCCAGCAGAGGAAAAAGCGAGCCACCCACAGCGCUGGUAAAAGGAAAGGGAGCCAGAAAGACCUGCGACCUCCUGACCUGUGGAUACACCACGAGGAGAUGGAACUGAAGAACAUCGAGAAACCAUCCAGCUCUGCUCCAUCCAGCCGAGAAUCACCGAUCCAGACCUGCCAGGAAAUCGCGCCGGUCAGCCACAGCCAAUCAGAGAGCCAGAUAGGCAGCAAGAGCAGCCAUUCAGGCGGGGAUGGGGACGAAGCAUCCAGCGGUAUCUCCACCCUGGACCGCUCUCUAGCUGCACGCAGGGCCACCCGCACCAAGAUGAUGAUCCCUAUGGACUCCCAACCCAGCAAUACACCGGUUGUAAGUGCCAUCCCGGUGCCAACGCUGGAAAGUACUCAGUACCCGGGCAUCCUGCCGUCACCCUCCUGUGGCUACACGCCUCACUCGAAAUUCACGCUCAGGCCGAUGCCCUUCUCCACGCUGACUGUAGACCGUGGCUACGCCGCAGCCAUGGCAGCAGAAGCGCCCCAGCCGCAGACGUCCAUGAUCCCCUCCGUACAGACAGACGCCUCGAGUUCGGAGGAGAUACCGAGCCGCACGAUUCCCACGGCGUGCGUUCGCCCCACACACCCCCUGCGCAGCUUCACCAACCCCCUCCUGCCCCCGCCCAUGGGCACCAUCGAGCCCAAGGUCUACACUCCCAUGAUGCCUCAGCCAGGUGGCAGUCUCCCGAAACCGCAGGUGAAGACGGCCUCGCUGGGACAAGCAGGGAAAGCCAGAUCGCCGUUACUUCCUGUGUCAGUUCCUACCGCGCCGGAAGCUGCAGAAGAUGGUCAGAAACAUCCAGAUGAUCCAGCGAGUGUAUAUGAGCAGGAUGACCUGAGCGAAGAAAUGGCCAGUUUAGAAGGGCUGAUGAAGCAACUCAACGCCAUCACCGGCUCGGCUUUUUAACGUCCAGGAUGAAUCUGCGGUCCCACCAUCGGGCAGAGGAACAGCACACAUCAAACUGGGCCUUAACCCUAAUCAGACUGUUGCGUUCUGCGUUCCGCGUUCCUCUGUCUCGGCCUUCAUUCCACUCUGCGAUGAGACAGAAAAAAGGGAGAAAAAUAAGUCGGACUCAUAGAAGACUCAGCAGUUUUUUUUACAAAUAAAAAAGGACCUGAUGAAAGUUGGACCUCCUGAAAAGGUUUUCACCGUCAUUUUUGUGGAUUUUCCUUUGGUUGCACCACCGUGUUUAUUUGCCAUCCUUCAAGACCUAAAGAACGUAAAGCGACGUCUCCAGACCCAUCCUUCUGUUUUCUAAAUAUAUACACCAAGCUCUACUGUUCCUUCCAACCAAACCUGCGAUGGUUGCUGCCUGAUUGUUGGACUUUUAAAAACAUCAUCACAAGCGGAACAUCUCAGCUUUGUGUGGUCAUUAUUCCAGGAGGAAAAAACUGUGUACUGUGUGUACAAUAUUCCACCUACACUUACUUAGUAAACAGAGGUCUGAGCGUUCUUCCUUUGGGCCGUGCUAAAUAAUGCAUCUCAUCACAGAUAUACCUCUGAUUUCAUUGCUCGCCUUUGACUUUCUACCACGACUGUGUUUCUCCUUCAAAACGUCACGUACAUCCCUCAUGUUGUAUAUUUUACAUUCAUUUGCUCAGUAAAAGCUGCAAAUAUUUUUGGAGAACAGUAAAAUAGCAGCUUGUAGCUCUGUCUCACGUUUCCACGUGCAUUUGAACCCACAUAACACGAAGCCUAUGAGCGGUCAGAGCCGACGGUCCGGUCGAGACACUUCGUCAGCAGCGCAUGGAAAUAAGGCGAAUGAGCAACUCCACUCCUCACGGGCGCUCGUCGGAUUGAUGGAGAUGACGGGGGGUACAGACAAAAAGCUCCGCCACAUACAAUAAACAGAACAUACUGCUGCGUCAACGCUAACAACGCUCUGCCACUUUCGCUUUCUGUUAUUCCAUUUGUCAGUUUAUUAUCCCCUGAAGUCUGAGAUGUUUAUGUAUGAGCAGGAGAAACAGACGUUUCUACGUGCCUAUAUCCCCCCUUAUUUUGAAGUCACUUUAUUUAUUUGUGCCGUCUAAAGAAGAAAAUGAAGCAUCAAGUCUAUUUUUUUUAUUGCACUUGCGUAAACCUGCCAGAAAUCAGCGACAGGGCGAUAAGGAAUCCCACAUCCUGAAGCCCGGAACAAUGCAAGCAAGGCCCGACGUCUGAUAUUUUUCUUGUAUGCUGUACAUGUGUACUUUAAUAUGGACGAACCAUCUCUGUAGCAACACAAGAAAUGAUCCCGUUUCUCUACUGUACAGAACCGUUAGCAUCCGGAGAAGAUGGCUAGCUCAACCGUAUGGGUGUUUUCUUUUUAGGGUUGAGAUGGGAGGGAGGGUGGAUAGGGGUGUUUUAUACCAGGAAAUUUAAUAUAUUGUUUAGAGUGUACCUUUAUUAAUUUAUAUUGAGGUGUGUCCCAUUUUGCAACAUACAGCCAGGCGUCGUAAUAGUAAGAAUUAUUGGGUAACACAUGAAUCCUGUGCAUUUUAAACACGGUAAGCAUACAUGAUACCUUCAUAAUACCUUAGUAAUAUGAUUUCUGGGUACGGUUUAGCAAAACAGGCCCUAAUGUACAUGUUUCAUAAAAGUCAACUAGUGUAUAGUGAACUUUAAAGAGCAGGAAUCCCUCUGCUAUCAUUUUUCCAACCUAGAGUGAUGAAUUUCACUAUAUUAUACACUAUAUGGCUAAAAGCGUGUCGGACGUUCCAUUUAAAAAACAUAUAGUAUAGCACACCAGCGCCGAGAUUCUGAACUCCUCGGUUUGAAACUCGGCGUUGCCACCGAUCGGCUGGGCGCCAUCUAGCGGGCAUAAUUGGCAGUGCCUAAAGCAGACAUGGUUCUACUAGGGCGGUUUUCAAACGCUGUGUAAGGACCCUGAUUGGCAGAUAGAGAGGAGCCUAUGCAGAGUGCAUGGGUGAAAAAAGGGUUCCACAAAGGGCUGCGUGCAGGUCAGAGGAGCCGUGAGCAGCAAUAUACCCACCUCGACUGCAAUCAGGGAUCCCCCAGCAGCGGAAGACAAACUGACUACGCUAAAUUGGGAGGAAAUAGGAGAAAAUGCAUAAAUAAAAGAGCAAAAAAUGGUAUUAAAUAGUGACCUCUGUGUGAUCCUUUCAGCUAUAACAGCAGCCGCUCUUCUGAGAGGCUUCUCACAAGACUUUGAAAGUCUAAAUGCCUGUUGGAAUUUGUGCCCAUUCAGUCAUUUGUACGACUAGGCACUGAUACUGCUUAAGAAACCUCAGCUGAUGUUCCGAUUCAUUCCAGAGCUGUCCAGUAGGCUGAGGUCAGGGCUCUGUGCGAGACACUGGAGUUACUUUAAACCAAGAUUUUCUUCAUGUCUUAUAGAGCUUGAUUUGUGCACAGUGGUGCAUUUAAUUUCAUUUAUAUAACCGAUAUUCCACCUUUAGAAGGCGUGUCCUAAUACUUUUGUCCAUAUAGUGUCACUAAGCGAUCAGACACAGUGUUAUGUCCUGCUUUACGAGGUAUCAUGUAUGCUUCAGGGCUAAAUUUAUACCGCGUUCUGAAUUAUUCAUCUGAGGAAAAAAGAACUGCAUUGAUCUUGAGCAGACACUUCUAUUUUCCACCUCUUUAGGGAAGAAGAACAUGUGUGCUUACUGGUUUCCACUCGUCUAUGUACGUACGUACGCCAGUUAGCUUUCAGGAAAGUUGGAUCUUAGCGCUCUGUUUGGGAUAACGUUCCAGAACGCACCCACGGUUCACAAACCAGAUUUCCUAAAUGUAGACAUUUCGAUUAGAUAGAUAAACUUCUGACACGUCUUCGAUACUGUGAUGAAUUUUCUAUUCUAAUGGAGCGAACACAAUAAAAUGACACAACACCCGUCUGUGUGUUUCUCCAUCGUCUUUAAAUUUUCCACCUUUAGCGUUGUUAACCAAAUUAGAGUAGACAUUUAAAUAAUGGACUGUAUGGUUUGUUUGGUUUUUUUGACAUUUAAAUAGAGGGGAGAACGUUGCACACCUUCUAAAGUGAGAACACCCCCUUGGCCAUUUUUACCCACCACGUUGUAUACAAUUGCUGGUUUUGUAAUGCACUGUAGAACAGUCUAAUGGUCCUUUUUAUAUAGAAACGGUAUUUCAAUUGUGCAUUUCUUUUUGUUUGAUAAAUAAAGUUUUUGAUAAAAAAGAA